AUGCCCUUCUGCAUAUUUGAUUUUUCUAAAGCAAAAUAUAUUUUCCAGCUUUUCAGGAUAUAUAGGUCAAUGUCAGAAGAAACUGGACACACUUGUUUUUCCUGUGCUGAUUCCAUGUUGGAUGAAAGCGGUCAAAAUAUCACUGUCAGGCAGCGUGCAUAAGAACAUACCCUGUUCUUUUGUCCUUCUGGGGUCUGUGCAAUGCGAGGAUCAAAACCAGGCAAAAAUGUCCAACUUCAAGAGAAUGAAAUUAGAGGACUGUGCUUGAAAUCCAGAGAAAUCUUUUUGAGUCAGCCUAUUCUACUAGAACUUGAAGCUCCACUGAAAAUCUGCGGUGACAUCCAUGGACAGUACUAUGACUUGCUUCGACUCUUUGAAUAUGGAGGUUUUCCCCCAGAAAGCAACUACCUGUUCCUUGGUGAUUAUGUUGACAGAGGAAAACAGUCUUUAGAAACAAUUUGUCUUCUGUUGGCCUACAAAAUUAAAUACCCAGAGAAUUUUUUCCUCCUCAGAGGGAACCACGAAUGUGCCAGCAUCAACAGAAUUUAUGGCUUUUAUGAUGAAUGUAAGAGGAGAUACAAUAUUAAGCUGUGGAAAACCUUCACAGACUGUUUUAACUGUUUACCAAUUGCAGCUAUUGUGGAUGAGAAAAUAUUCUGCUGUCAUGGUGGCUUGUCACCAGACCUUCAGUCCAUGGAACAGAUCAGACGAAUUAUGCGCCCCACUGAUGUCCCAGAUCAAGGUCUGCUCUGUGAUCUCCUCUGGUCUGACCCUGACAAGGACGUCCUAGGGUGGGGUGAAAAUGACAGAGGAGUGUCCUUCACAUUUGGUGCUGAAGUGGUUGCUAAGUUUCUCCAUAAGCAUGAUUUGGAUCUCAUAUGUAGAGCUCAUCAGGUUGUUGAAGAUGGUUAUGAGUUUUUUGCAAAAAGGCAGUUGGUGACUCUCUUUUCUGCCCCAAAUUACUGUGGAGAAUUUGAUAAUGCGGGUGCCAUGAUGAGUGUGGAUGAAACUCUAAUGUGCUCUUUCCAGAUCUUGAAACCUGCAGAGAAGAAGAAGCCCAAUUCCAGCAGACCUGUAACGCCUCCCAGGGGUAUGAUCACAAAACAAGCAAAGAAAUAGUCACUUUGGCACUGCCUUGUUGGGACUUGUAUCAUAGUAUAUAACCUCCAUUUUUAAAACUGUCAUGUGUACUGUUCAGCUUGCUCAAAAUAGGUAAUGUGUUUGUGGUUUUCCUUU
This is a messenger RNA of Chaetura pelagica (chimney swift), 1236 nucleotides long. RefSeq names its product protein phosphatase 1, catalytic subunit, gamma isozyme (gene PPP1CC). The record is from RefSeq and is a predicted model, not a curated record. Gene Ontology annotation, molecular function: protein serine/threonine phosphatase activity. Gene Ontology annotation, cellular component: cytoplasm; nucleus. NCBI's taxonomy places the organism in Eukaryota, Metazoa, Chordata, Aves, Apodiformes, Apodidae.